GCAUUUGCAUUGAAUUGAGAAGUCAUGUCUGGUCGAGGUAAAGGAGGCAAGGGUCUUGGAAAGGGGGGUGCCAAAAGGCAUCGUAAAGUUCUUCGUGAUAACAUCCAGGGUAUUACAAAACCCGCAAUCAGGCGUUUAGCUAGACGUGGCGGAGUCAAACGUAUUUCUGGUUUGAUUUACGAAGAGACUCGAGGUGUGCUCAAAGUUUUCUUGGAAAAUGUCAUUCGAGAUGCUGUCACCUACACCGAGCAUGCUAAAAGGAAAACUGUCACUGCUAUGGAUGUUGUGUAUGCCCUAAAGAGGCAAGGACGUACCUUGUACGGUUUCGGAGCUUUUUUUGGAGCUGCUUUUUUGGGUGAUUUUAAUUUCUUGGGCUUGGGAGCUUUUGGCUUUGUAGCCUUUGCCUUCUUAGGAGAUUUGGGUUUGGCUACUUUUUUAGCCCCAGCAGUGGCUUUCUUAGCAGCAGCAGGCUUCUUCUUUUUCUCUGCUUUUUCCUUCGGCUUGGCCGUUUUCUUAGCAGGGGCUUUUGCUUUCUUUGGAGAAGCAGCUCCUUCCUUUUUAGGCUUUUUCACGAUUUUCUUUGGCUCCUUGUCAGUCAUGGCACGUACCAAGCAGACCGCUCGUAAGAGUACUGGAGGUAAAGCCCCCAGGAAACAACUGGCUACUAAGGCCGCUCGUAAGAGCGCCCCAGCCACUGGAGGUGUUAAGAAGCCCCAUCGUUACAGGCCCGGAACUGUUGCUUUGAGAGAAAUCCGUCGUUAUCAAAAAUCCACUGAGCUCUUGAUCCGAAAAUUGCCAUUCCAGCGUUUGGUUAGAGAAAUCGCUCAGGACUUCAAAACUGAUCUCCGAUUCCAGAGUUCUGCUGUUAUGGCUCUCCAGGAAGCUAGCGAAGCUUAUUUAGUAGGCUUGUUCGAAGAUACUAACUUGUGCGCUAUCCACGCCAAGAGAGUAACUAUCAUGCCUAAGGACAUUCAGCUCGCUAGACGAAUUAGGGGUGAACGUUGCAGCCCCAUACAGGACAUGCAUAAGUUAGUACUGGACGCAAUCAUGUCUGGUCGAGGUAAAGGAGGCAAGGGUCUUGGAAAGGGGGGUGCCAAAAGGCAUCGUAAAGUUCUUCGUGAUAACAUCCAGGGUAUUACAAAACCCGCAAUCAGGCGUUUAGCUAGACGUGGCGGAGUCAAACGUAUUUCUGGUUUGAUUUACGAAGAGACUCGAGGUGUGCUCAAAGUUUUCUUGGAAAAUGUCAUUCGAGAUGCUGUCACCUACACCGAGCAUGCUAAAAGGAAAACUGUCACUGCUAUGGAUGUUGUGUAUGCCCUAAAGAGGCAAGGACGUACCUUGUACGGUUUCGGAGGUUAAGCAAAAGUUCA
Messenger RNA from Argiope bruennichi, 1370 nucleotides. RefSeq lists its product as uncharacterized. Gene Ontology annotation, molecular function: DNA binding; structural constituent of chromatin; protein heterodimerization activity. Gene Ontology annotation, biological process: nucleosome assembly. Gene Ontology annotation, cellular component: nucleosome. The coding region runs from base 25 to 1359 and encodes 444 amino acids. NCBI's taxonomy places the organism in Eukaryota, Metazoa, Arthropoda, Arachnida, Araneae, Araneidae. The transcript has 5 exons. The record is from RefSeq and is a predicted model, not a curated record.